GGACCAACGACCAUUCUACUUACUGUCUUUUUCUCUUCAAUGGAAGAGUAAUGUUCUGUCUUCCCAAUUAAUGAUUUAUCAAAACCAAUUCCCAAAUCCUCUCCCAUAAUGUCCUCCCCCUCUACACCCCGAUCGACGCGCUCCGCGUCGCGAACGGCAGAUUCGCCCGCCAUGCUCACCCCCGGGCAAAAGAUCAAGGCCAUGAUGGCUCAAUUCGACAGCGACUCAGAAUCCGAUGACAACACGUCGAAAACCAAAUCGAAACCCCAGAUCACGAAAUCCAGCAUCUUCAAUCGCCCGUCAUUCGCGACGCAACCCGACCAAGGGAACGACGAAGAUGAAGCUGAAGACGAAGACGACGACAUCAUCAUGCCCAGAGGCCGAAUGGCUGCUCGCUUGCAGGCCGAGAAUCAGACCGACGCGUCCACGGAACCUGUUUCUGCGAUGGAGCGGGUUUCGAAAAGUUUAAAGGAGAAGGAACGCGACGAGGACGCCGCCGGGUCGUCGGAUGAUGAUCUUCCCACGGCCGGUCCGAGGAGGAGGUUGGCGAAGGCGAAGAUCAGCGAGGAGCGGGACGACGACGACGACGAUAAUAAUGCCCGGACGCCGUCGAGGGCGCGCUCGUUCUCGCCGCUGUUCAUGUCGCCUGGUUCUGAGCGGAAUGAGGACAAUGCCUCCGAUAGUGAUCGACCGCAGCCGAAGAGGAACGCGCGGUUUGAAGCUCUCAUUGCGCAGAAGCGCGCGGAGCGAGAAGAGAAGGAGAAGCAGGAGAGACAGAAGAAGAAGGAGAGGGCUGAAGCGGCGAAGCUGGCCGCGGCAGAUGACGAGGACGAGGACGAGGAUAUGGAAAUGGAGGGUGAUGGGGGAUCAGCGCGUCAGGCUCGUCCCGCUCGAAAGGCGAGUCGCAAGGCUCUGGAGGAUAUGAAUCGCGAAACGCAGCGGAUGAGCCGAAACCUGCAAUUGGCGCAUCAGGCGACGACAUCGAAGAAGAUUUCCAAGGAGAGUUUCUUGGCUCGAUUCAAUUUCAUGCAGCCGGAGCAGCAGAAGGGACCUUCGGAUAACUCGUCGACUACGAAUGGUUCUCAGAACUCCUCGGACGAAGAGGCCCAGAAGAACAAGGAAACGCCCCAAACGUCCCCUGUCAUGGGGCCUUCGGAUAAGCCGUCUCACGGUGCUUCGACCGAGGCUGCACAAAACCCACAGAUUCCUUCGCUUGAAAAGCUAGUCGAGCAGGCUCAGCAAAUACCGGAGCCCGUGGUAGGACGAGUGGAGGAUCACGCUGCCAACCCAGCGCCGGACACAGUGGACGUCAAAGGAAAGAAGAAGCUUGCAACGGCACCCUCCGUCCAUGUUCGCCUUUCUCGGCAAGCUGUCGCGAAGACUCAGAUGGACGACUCGGACAGUGACCUGGAAGUUGUUACGUCCCCUGCGAAAUCCCGCCGUCUCGCCGUGUUUGAGAAUGUUCCAGCCAAAAAGACCCAGGAGUCGUCUGCUCUGCUCAAACUCAAAGCUCUGGCUCAUCUCACAUCCCCUACUCGUCACACCACCAUGAACAACGCCGAACUGUCAGCAACCCUAAUAUAUCAGGCCAAGAAGCAGGCUGCCAAGGAAAGGCAGGAGAAAAUCGACGAACUCCGAGCGAAAGGCGUGAUCAUCGAAACAGCGGCUGAGCGCGCCGCGAUGGAAGAUGAACUGGAAAACCUGGUGGAAAAAGCUCGAAAGGAAGCAGAGGACAUUGCGAAGCAAGAGAGAUCGGCGUCUAAGAAAGAUGAUGGUGAUCUGGAUGAUGACGAUGAAGACGAGGACUACGAAGGCUCUGAAGAUGAGGCCGACGGCGAUGGAGAGGAUCAAGAGGACGAGGACGAGGACGAGGACGAGGAUGGCGAGAAAGAGCAUAACUUGUUUGACUCUGAAGCCGGCGAAGAUGACGAGUCGGAAGAUGGUCGCAGUGAAGUCAUGUCCACCCGGGGACCUGAGGUGCCCACUCAACGGCGGAAACGACCUACUCGGGUUAUCGAAGACGACGAGGAUGAAGAGCAGGCACCAACAACACCCGCCAGGCCGAUCAAUGCCACACCAUUAUCCGUGGAACGACCCCAGAUCCCUGGGCUGCCUUCAAAUGAUAUGACGAUGAGCCUGACUCAGGUCUUUGCAGGCACCCUGGGUGGAAGCCAACAAGAUAGCCAGCCUCCGUCUUCAACGAUCCCCCACUCUUUGCCGGAUCCUGCUCAAAGGGGCGGAGAAUGGCAAGAGUCCGACUCGCAGAUGAUUGUCAAGGACAGCCAAGAACCGCAGGCCCAGACCACCGAUCUUCUAGCCCGGUACACUCCCUCCGACACCCGAGUAUCCGAAUCUCCUGCGCCACGAGCGAUGUCCCAGUUCUCUCAGAUCCCCGACCCGACACAGGAUGAGGGCUUCGUCCUCUCUCCUUUCGACCCUUCGAAGAGAUUUAUGGGCACUCCCACGUCAACCAUAGAGACCGUUCUUGUCGGACGGGAACAGUCGCAAAGCAACUCUCCUGUUCCGGACCGGAAGAUGAAGCACCUGCGACGCGGCCGAGUCGAGCUCUCUGCUAUUGAAGAGCAGGAGGAGAGUGGGUUCGAAAUUGAUGCCAGCGCCUUCAAUGUCAUGAAGAAAGCGGCGAAGAAGCCCAACGUCGAGUUCGAUAGGAAGAAGAGCAAAGCCAAGGACGUGGUGGAGGAAGCGGCCGAGGAAUCCGAAGACGAAUAUGCCGGUCUGGGAGGUGCCAGUGACGAGGAGGACGAGGAAGAAAAUGCGUACGAUCGGCAGAUGAUCAACGACAACAGCGGCGAGACUGUUGACGAGAAAGAGCUGGCAGCUCUGAACGCUGCACACCAGAGGACUACGGACGAGAAACAAGUGGCCAAGCUGAUGAGGGACAUCACGACCGGUGCUCUCCGCCGAAGACGAGGACAGGACGAUAAUAUGGACCUGGAUGAUUCAGACGACGAACUCUUGGCCCGACGACGACAGAAGCAACGAGAGUUUGCCCGCAUGCGGAACGCCCUCAUGGCCGACGGAAAGGUUGGCGAGAUCGCCGACGACCCCAAGAAAGCGGCAUUCUUCCGAACCAUCGAGGAUCAUGACUCGGACGACGACGUUUUGGAUUUCUUGGACGAGGAGGGCCCCGGAUCUCAGGAGUACUCAUCCUCGCAGGAUGUGAAUGCCGGCGAGCAACAAGACACGACGGCCGAGGGCGGCAACAAGAGAAAGCGUCCUCUGGAGGCCAGCGCUGAGGAAACCUACAACCGACCGCCUCCCAGCCUUCGCCGCAAGCCGGCCAGCGCGAUGUCCAAGAAACCUGCCUCGCUUGCGGAGAUCCGUGAAAGCGUCUCUUUCCUCACGGAGCGACCCGAAUACGACUCGUUCCAAGAAGACGCAUCCAUGGAGGACGAGGCACAUGGCGAAGAACAGCUCGAUAGCAUCCCGGCCGAGGAGGAACCACAAGAAGAUUCCAUUCCACGCGUUCACCCGCGUCGCACGAAGGGCCCCGUGGUGGAUCGUCUUGCACUCCUUCGACAAGCGUCAUCCAAUUCGGCUACGUCGGCGUCCAGCACACGGUUUGCCUUCCACGCUGGAUCCGGGGCACCGGGCUCGGGCAUUGGAUUCCGACCACCUCCCAUGCUGCGCAAGAGCACGACGGGCUCUUCCUCGACGGGCGGGUCGUCCAAGUCGGACUCGCGACGAGCGUCGGCGGUGUCUGGCGGAGGGUCCAUGGCCAAGAAGGGAGCGGUCAAUUACUAUACGGCUGCUCGCGAGAGAGAGCGCGAGAGGGAGCUGCGCACGCAGCAUCGUUCAGGCGGCUCCAACAUCACGAAGUUGCUGAACAAGCACGCCGGCAACCGACUGGGUGCUUUGGGAGGAACAGGACAAUGGGAGUAGAGAUUGCCGGUCAAUCUUUUUUUGGCAACUGGACAUACCUGUGGAGUUAACUGGAGUUCAUACAUGAUGAUUUUAAU
Aspergillus steynii IBT 23096 is the source of this 3980-nucleotide messenger RNA. RefSeq lists its product as uncharacterized. Gene Ontology annotation, biological process: mitotic G2 DNA damage checkpoint signaling; mitotic DNA replication checkpoint signaling; activation of protein kinase activity. Lineage: Eukaryota; Fungi; Ascomycota; Eurotiomycetes; Eurotiales; Aspergillaceae. The transcript is spliced from 2 exons. Bases 109 to 3903 code for a protein of 1264 amino acids. Gene Ontology annotation, molecular function: anaphase-promoting complex binding. The record is from RefSeq and is a predicted model, not a curated record.